CACACACAUAUACACACACACACAAACACUGCCAAGGAGUAUAAAAGCCUUGGGCAGAGGGGAAGGAGCACUCCAAGCCCAUCCCUCUUCCUCUGCUCCUCUCCUGAAAAACCCAUCCAUCCAUCCACCAUGUGCCACACCAGCUGCUCCUCUGGCUGCCAGCCAACCUGCUCCGUGCCUGUGUGCUGCAAGCCUGUCUGCUACAUCUGUCCUUGCUGCCGCCCGGCCUCCUGUGUGGCCCUGCUGUGCCGCCCAGCGUGCCCUGUGGUGACCAGCUGCCAGGCAGUCUGUGGAGCUGGCAGCUGCUCCCCCUCCUGCUGUGUGUCCAGCCCCUGCCAGUCCAGCUGCUGCCAGGCUAGUCCCUGCAGCCCCUCCUGCUGUGUGUCCAGCCCCUGCCAGUCUGCCUGCUGCGUGCCAGUCUGCUGCAAACCCACCGUGUGUGUGCCCGUGUGCUGCAAGCCUGUGGUCUGUGGGGUCCUCUCCUGCCAGACCUUGUGCUGCCAGCCAGCCUCUUGCACCUCCCUGCUCUGUGGACCCUCCUGUGCCCCCUCCUGCUGCUGAUCACUUCUUAGCCCAGUUCAGUUGAGAGAAGCUUGGAACAGCUUCUCCUCCCAUCACCAUGGGCACAGCCUCUUGUUGCUGAGCAGGGGCCCUCACUCACAUUCUAUGUGUUGAAGUCAAUCUAUGGUCCUGGUGGGACUCACAAGCCCCAAGACCCAGGCUAGGUCAUUGUUGUCAGAGUCAGGGGACUCAUCCCACCUCAGGGCCUUCCCUCUGGAACAGGAACCCCCAUUCCCACAGGGAAGGCCAGAUCCUGGGCACUCCACAAUGAAGCUCCGGCUUCACCCAGCCCUCUGACAGCCCCAAAGCAACCAUGUAAUAAAUUCCAAAG
This is a messenger RNA of Sarcophilus harrisii (Tasmanian devil), 892 nucleotides long. Its product is annotated as keratin-associated protein 10-9-like. Lineage: Eukaryota; Metazoa; Chordata; Mammalia; Dasyuromorphia; Dasyuridae. The coding region runs from base 130 to 561 and encodes 143 amino acids. The record is from RefSeq and is a predicted model, not a curated record. The transcript has a single exon. Gene Ontology annotation, cellular component: keratin filament.